Messenger RNA from Crotalus tigris (Tiger rattlesnake), 3928 nucleotides. It is a transcript of the gene ARMC5, whose product is annotated as armadillo repeat containing 5. Gene Ontology annotation, biological process: anatomical structure morphogenesis. Gene Ontology annotation, molecular function: protein binding. NCBI's taxonomy places the organism in Eukaryota, Metazoa, Chordata, Lepidosauria, Squamata, Viperidae. The record is from RefSeq and is a predicted model, not a curated record. Gene Ontology annotation, cellular component: cytosol. The transcript has 6 exons. The coding region runs from base 232 to 3696 and encodes 1154 amino acids.
UUGCGGUCCUUCCUCUUAACGCUAUUUAUCACAAAGGACAGAUAGGAACUACAGCUACCGUCAUGCAUCACUCCUUCCCCAGCCAAGCUUGGAACUGUGUGAUCAAUCCCGGGACCGGUAGCCUCUCCCCUUUUUUCUUGGGGGGCGGAGGACUACAACUCCCGGCGUGCACCGCCCCCUUCCUUUGAUGUUUACCCCCCUCGGCUCUUUAGGAAGGGGAUUCUCCCCAAAAUGGCGGCUCCUGCUUCAAGGGGUUCGGGGGGUGGAGCCUGCAACCCCACUGGCUCCCUAGAUUAUUGCCUGGCCCAGCUGCAGAGGGGGACCGAGCCCGGGCUAGGCAAGGCCUUGUUGGCCCUGCGGACCCAGCACAUCAAGGAGACGGGAGGCAUCGCCCGUUUCCGGACCCACGGGGGGCUGGCGCCACUUUUGGGGAUCCUCUCCGGCUCCCCGCGACCGCGCCGCACUUUGGACCUGGCCCUCAGCAUCCUGGGCAACUGCUGCACCGAAGGGGGCAGCCGCACCCAAGUGCGCGAACUUGGGGGGAUCCCGCCCCUAGUUAUUAUCCUGAAGUCACUGGCUGUGGAAAGUAUCCUGAAUCGGACAGCACGAGCACUCGGCAACUUGGCUGUAGACUUAGAAAAUUGCCAGGCCAUCCAUGAAGCAGGAGCCGUGUCCCAGCUAAUCCAGGUCCUCACCACCUCCCAGGACAGCGAAUGUUUGCAGAGCGUGAUCAGGGCCAUCCGCUACCUGGCCGAUACUCCUGCUCAUCGUCUUUCGCUGGCCCAGCAGGGGGCAGUCCGCCCCAUAGCGGAGCGCUUGGUUUCCUCCCUGGAGGACGGGCCCUUGAUUGCAGCCGUGGUGCGCGCCCUGGUGGAGCUGACAAAGGGCUGCAGUCGUGACUGUGCGGAACAGCUCAGCUUGGGAGGCGGGGUGGCGCCCCUCGUAACCUUAGCUGGCCACGAGAAACGGGUGGUGCAGGAAUCGGCCCUUGCGGUCCUCGCUAACCUCUGUCUUCAGGGCAUGAUGAGGCCAGCUAUAGGCAACGCUGGGGGAGUGGAGUUGCUAGUGGGGGAAAUCCAACGACGGAGGGGAGCCGGGGCACCUGGGGCCUCCCUCCAUCCGCUGGUGAAAGCUUUGUGCCUCCUGUGCCGGGAGGCUGUGAAUCGGAGCCGGGUCCGUGAGACUGGAGGAUUAGAGUUGCUGCUCUCCUUGUUGCGGGACCGAGGUCACAGCUAUUCGCACGCUCGGGUGGUGGUGGCUUUUGUGGCCUUUUUCUACGACGAGGAAGCCCUGGAGAUGCUACAGGCCGGAGGACUGGUGCCCUUGCUGGUUGGCAGGCUGGCAGCCCAGGGCCAGUGGGCGGGCCGGGAACAAGCGGAGGAGGAGGGGGAGGAGGAAGACCGUGAAGACGAGAAAGAUGCGGCAUCGUUUGACUUCCCUGCUGAGGGGCGCCGAGGAGAGCAGGCCCUGCCAGGAGCAGAGAGUUCCAGCUUUCAGAGCCUCAGAUCCUGGCUUGUCUCGGAAGGUUAUAUUUCCAGUCCAGGGGAUCUUUCUCCUCAGUGGUCUCCUGACACCACCCUUUCGGAGCUGGAGGCCCAAGGAGAUAUGAGUCCUAGCCAAGAACUGCAAGAUGACUCUCUAGGACCUUGCCACAGCACAUCUGGGAUGAAAACCCAUUCCAGAGCCGAAUCUCCCGAUUUUUUACAUUCCCCUUUCUUGGAUUUGCCUCUUGGGGGGCAGCCCGGCCUUUCAGAGACUUUAAACUCAGCAACGAAAAGUGGAGGAAUCCUUCCAGAUCACAGCCUCAGUCCUGCAGCGUUACCUUUGUCGGCUGAAUCUGAAAAUGUCCACCUAGAACCUGUCUUAGAGGGAAACCCACAUUCAAGGGGAAAUGAGGAGGAAAAUAAAGAUGGAGCCAAUAAACCGCAAAAGGAGCUGACGAUGUCAGAACUGGCAAAUUUAGAGGACGAUCUCUCUGCGGAUGAUGGCUUAGAGUUGCCUGGUUCAUCCACCUCAGAGGAAAUGGAACGUUCUGGAAAAAUCGAUGGUCGAGCCGAACAAUCCUCUUGGCUUGCUUUGGUAGCCGGCCAGAACAGCCCUGGGCCCAGUAACUCCACCUCCAUUCCAUUGAUCGUGAUUCCCAGCAACAGUGACCAAAGCCAGCUGUCACCCAGGCCUGUUGACAAAUCCCCAGUCACAGAGGAAGCGGUCCCGGUCCCUCCGAAGCCAAAUGUUCAGACUCUCCCAACUUCUCCGGAGGAGUACAAGGCACGUACCUCUUACUGGAAACGGCGUGCCAAGCUGCGCUCCUCCUCGGAGCAAAGCACACCGCCACCUCAGGGCUUGCGCCCGGCCCCCGAGGCUUCGUCUCCCUGGGCCUCCUUGACCUUGCCGCUCUCUUUCUCUCCCCACGUGGGCGACCCAGAGCUCCAUGCUCCCGAAGCGCCAGCCCUGCUCCUCCUGUCCCGUUUUUCUCAAGCUGAGGAUCCUAGUCGCAGUUUGGUGACGCCAGACACGCUGCGCGGACUGUUGUGUUACAUCACCAGGAGUCCUUCCCCUUCCUCUCGCUGCCUUCGGCUGCUGCAUCGUCUCACCUGCAAUCCGGCCUGCCUGGAGCCCUUUGUGCGCUCCCAUGGGCCCUCGCUUAUCAGGGCUUGGUUGAUCCUGGGUGUAUCCCCUGAGCAAGCCGCUACCGCCAUCACUGGUGAAGCAGAAGAGUGGGAGGCCAGCGGUUCAGAUGAUCCCAGGAGAUUCAAGGAACUUGGAGAGGCGCUCCUGAUAAACCUCUGUGUGCAGGCAGAGUCCCCCUUUGGCAUGGGGGUCCUCACCCACAUGCUGCUGUCGGGCUGUGAAUCGGACCAAGCGGCCUCUGCCCUGGCACUGCCCCUCAUCUGCCGGAAGGAUUCUGCUUGUCGGAAGCUGCUGGUGGGCCUCGGUGGCCUGCGGAUCUUGCUGGGGGUCCUGGUGCGGGACCCUGACCCCUAUUUUGUCUUCUGUACCUCAGACAUUCUUUCUCUUCUCCUGAGCUCCCAAACUCCGUCUCCUGCUUCUGUCUCGUCUCCCGCCUUGAAGCGGCCUCGCCUGGAUUCCCCGCGGCCUUGUCCUUACUCUCGCCUUGUGGAGGAGGAAGGUGGGGCCGACCUGUUCUUUCAGCUGGACUCUGGCCGCAGGGUGCCAGCCGUGCGGCAGGCGGUCAGCGAUGCUUCCGAGGUCUUCCGGGCCAUGCUGAGUGGAGGCUUCGCAGAGUCGUCCCACACCAGCGUGACCCUUCGCGACGUGUCGCCGGAACCUUUCCUGGCUGUCGCCCAUUUCCUCCACGGCUGUCGUGGCAAGCCCUGCCAGGUCUUGGGAACGCCGUUUCCACUGGCUUUGGCAGAAGGAAUCUUGGUGGUUGCUGAACAGUAUCUCCUCCCUGACCUCCAGGCCUUGGUGGAUGAGGCAUUGUGCCAAGACACUCUCUGCCCCGGGACUCUUGGGGAAGUGUACCGGCUGGCUGAGCGGCAGAACCGGCCCCGUCUCCUUCAGAAUUGUGUGGCGUCCACUUUCACCCUGGAGGGGUCAACCCCGACCCGCCGAGCUGCUGCCCUGGCGGAGCUGCUCCGAUCUGCUGCAGAUCCCAGCGGUUUAGCUGCCAGGCUGCUCGGAGUGGUGCUGGAGUCUCCGUGGGGCGGUGGCUCGGAGGGCCAGCUAAGCUGACAGAUGGGACCUUCUCUCCUCUCCCCCAGUUCUUACACACCACUGAAGCACUGAGGUGGUGGAUCGGGCGAGGGAGAGGACGGUUGGAGUAUUAAGAGAAUAAAUGGCAAAAUGCUCCGAAAAGGGGAGUCUGGGUCAGUGGAUGGUCCUAUAACGGUCAGCGGGGGGAAAGAUUUGGGACCAAGCACUGUUUGAUCAAUUAGGGGGUGAGACUGGGAGGUGGUGGGGGGGG